AAUACUGGACUACCGCGUAAAAUUUAACCAACGUUUUCAAUUAAAUCACAUUAUUAGCUUAGAGAAACACAAUAAUUUUAUAAAAAAUUAUAAUAAUUAUUAUUGUUUCUAUAUUGAAAAAUGAAUGACUCUGACACCUAUAAGUCGUAUUUAAAGCGCACCGUAUAUGUAGGUGGGUUAGCUGAAGAAGUGGAUGAUAAAGUAUUGAAAUCUGCGUUCAUUCCAUUUGGUGAUAUUGUCGACGUUCAGGUAAUGCACAAUUUAAUUUUAAUUAAAUGAAUAGUGUAAUUUAUUAUUAUUAUGAAUUCAGAUGCCACUAGAUUAUGAGUCAGAGAAACAUCGUGGAUUUGCAUUUGUUGAAUUUGAGCAACCAGAUGAUGCCCUCGAUGCUAUAGAUAAUAUGAACGAAUCUGAGAUUUUUGGUCGUACUAUCCGUGUCAAUUUAGCCAAACCUCAAAAAAUUAACAGGGGUUCAACUAGACCAGUAUGGUCUGAAGAUGACUGGCUUGUUCAGUAUGCUGGUAAGACUCUUGAACCCAAAGAUGACAAAAAAACGGAAGAUGACAAAAAUAAAGAUGAAAUGAAGAAUCCUCAAGUUUAUUUAGAUAUUAAAAUUGGUAAAAAAGAUGCAGGUCGAAUUAUUAUAAUGCUACGAGCUGAUAUUGUGCCACGCACAGCAGAAAAUUUCCGUUGUUUAUGUACACAUGAAAAGGGUUUUGGGUUUCAAAACACGACAUUUCACCGAAUAAUACCAAAUUUUAUGUGUCAAGGUGGUGAUAUAACUAAUAACAAUGGUACAGGUGGACUGUCAAUAUAUGGAAAAAAGUUUGACGAUGAAAAUUUUGAACUAAAACAUACAGGCCCAGGAGUUUUGUCCAUGGCUAAUUCUGGUCCAAAUACAAAUAGUUCACAAUUUUUUCUUUGUACUGCUCGUACCGAAUGGUUGGACAAUAAGCAUGUUGUAUUUGGUCAUAUAAUAAGUGGAAUUGAUGUUAUGAAAAAAAUAGAAAAAUGUGGAACAAAAGCUGGCCUACCAACUGAAAAAGUAAUAAUUGGAUCUUGUGGACAACUGGCUUAAUGGAUUUAAUUUUGUAUUAUAGUAACUAAUGCAAUUUAUCUUACAGCAUGAAUUGUUAAUUAUUUAUAUAAAAUAUAAAUGUGUAUGUACAAGAUUUUUAGUUUUAUUAUAAUACAAAAUCGUGGUUUACCUCAGUUCAAUAGUUAAGUGCAUAGUUAUAAUCUUAAUCUUAAAUAAAA
Messenger RNA from Cinara cedri, 1257 nucleotides. The record is from the annotation of a GenBank genome assembly. Lineage: Eukaryota; Metazoa; Arthropoda; Insecta; Hemiptera; Aphididae.